AGUGCAUCAGAGUCAGUAAUUCAUUUGCAGUGAGACGUAAUGUAUGGAUACAAGUGACUUCCAGCCCUUUUUUUUUGUCCAUCAAAAUUAAAGGAGCUACUUUUUUUUAGGAAACCAUUUGAAGAGGAACGAAUGGAUUCUACAGAGAACACAGUGAUUAAUACAACUUUUACAUAUAUUGAUAUUGAUACGCUUCCGGACCAGCUGUGUUACAAGAACGGCGUGGCAAACUUUGGAUCCAUCGUUAUCCCGUUAUUCUUCAGCAUCGUGGUGUUGCUCAGUCUCAUUGGUAACAUCUUGGUUCUUGUGACUCUUGCAUACUAUGAGAACCUCAAAUCGUUGACCAACAUCUUCAUACUCAACCUGGCUGUGUCGGACCUGCUCUUCACAGCCGGACUGCCGUUCUGGGCUUGUUAUUACAUCUGGGGUUGGACGCUCGGAGAUGUGGCGUGCAAAACCGUCAGCUUCGUCUUCUUUGUGGGAUUUUACAGCAGCAUCACGUUCCUGAUGAUGAUGACCAUUCAGCGCUACAUGGCUGUGGUGCAUCCUCUCUCAGACUGGGAGAAAAGACAGGGUAUGGCACUAAUCCCCGUCCUCGGUUGGCUGGUGGGUAUCAGUGCAGCGGUGCCAGCCCCAAUCUUCAGCUCAGUAAUGUCUGAUCCAGCAGAUGUUUCCCAACUCUAUUGUGAGUACAAUUCCACUACGAUGGAGCUUUCGCUGAUAUAUCUACAGAACGUGGUUUUUGUUUUAGCCUUUUCUGUCAUGGGUUUUUGCUACACAAGAAUCCUGCAGACCAUCGUCAAUACACGAGCGAGGAAGAAACACCGUACAAUCAAACUCAUCUUCUGCAUCGUAGUCGUGUUCUUUUUUGGUUGGGCUCCUUAUAACCUGGUAAUUUUUUUACAAACGUUUACCGCCCUUAAUGUGGAGUAUUUCACAGACUGUGAUGUCACGCAUUAUCUUGACUACGCCGAACACGUCAGUAAACUGCUGGCGUUUUCUCACUGCUGUCUUAAUCCCGUGUUUUAUGUUUUUGUUGCUGUGAAAUUCAGAAAUUAUCUAAAGGAGAUUCUGCAGAAGAUUUUUCAAAGGGCAACGACCACGAAGACGCCUCAGACACGAACUAACGCUCAGUCCCUGGGCUCCUUGUACUGAUAAUGUAAAGACUACUGAAGAAGUUACUGAGCUUUCUGAUUCAGUAUAAAUGUGUGUAAAUUGUUUUUUUUAACUGAACUCUUUUGUUUUGUACAAUUUUCAUAUAGAAUCUAUGUACAGAUUUAUAGGAUUUUACUUUCAAUCUUGAUGAUUGAAAGUAAAAUAAAUAGACUGACAGAAAUAAAAAAAAAAAUAUUAUUGUAA
Tachysurus vachellii is the source of this 1359-nucleotide messenger RNA. Its product is annotated as chemokine XC receptor 1-like. The transcript is spliced from 2 exons. Gene Ontology annotation, biological process: immune response; G protein-coupled receptor signaling pathway; chemotaxis. Gene Ontology annotation, molecular function: chemokine receptor activity. Gene Ontology annotation, cellular component: membrane. The record is from RefSeq and is a predicted model, not a curated record. NCBI's taxonomy places the organism in Eukaryota, Metazoa, Chordata, Actinopteri, Siluriformes, Bagridae. Bases 133 to 1155 code for a protein of 340 amino acids.